CCUUUUGUAAGUCCCGAGGAGGUGGUAGCUCGACUGAUCCAGGUUGGGCUGUUUGACAAGGCUAUUGACACAGCCCGCUGCUUUGGACUACCUUUGGACUCCAUUUUUGAUGCACUUGCCUCGAGAUGUGUUCACUUGACCAACAGCUUGGUGGGCUUCAGGGAUGAAACAGACGAUGCCAGCAAUUGGAAUUGGCUGGAUGCAAAUGAAUCCAUAGACAUUCCAACACCAAUAGAGAGAUCCGUUGUGGAUAAAGCCUGGCUUAUGCUCAAGUCGUAUCUGAGGACAUAUGACCAUGUCCAUGGCCACAGGCUACAGAAGUGCGUUGCUAGGAAGCUACUGUCCCUCGGCUCUCAUCUGCCCCAGUGGCUUAUCCAGUCUUUCAAGGAGACAAAUCCAGCUGAGCUUCUGCAUCUGUAUUUGUCGUUUAAUCUACUGGAGGAAGCUGCAGUGUUUGCACUACAAUACAUAGAUGCUGUACUUGGACCUCGACGAGAAGAGUUUGCAAUGAAGGCUACACUCCAUUCAUCAUCUCCGAGUGUGUGGCUCCCUUACUCCUCUCUUGACCACUUGAGAGAGGCACUACAUAACGCAGAGUCAACCUCCCUGAUAGAGCUCUCGUCCCAGCUAACAGCUAAACUGGAGGCCUAUUUUAGGACUGCUACCAGUGUUACUGCAGACAUGGAGCACCAGGCCCGACAGACAAUGAUGGUCACCCACUAAAACACCACUGACUCCUUAUACAUAGUAUUUUCUUCUCAAUUUACAUCCUGAUAUUGUGUCAUAAUAAUCCUGCCAAAUGCCAGCUAACAAGACUGUUGAGACUGCACUGGUUUGGUCAGACGAGCUCUUUUACACCACUAGCUUCUAUCUAAAAUCACUCAGUAAAUUGAAGUUAUGCAAGUGUUAUA
Messenger RNA from Geodia barretti, 911 nucleotides. NCBI's taxonomy places the organism in Eukaryota, Metazoa, Porifera, Demospongiae, Tetractinellida, Geodiidae. The record is from the annotation of a GenBank genome assembly.